GCGUUUCACUUAUGUCUUGUAUAAAUAAAGUAGGAGUAGGAACCAUUUGCCAUUUCGUAGAUAAACUCCAACAGUGACUGACUGACCUUAUUAUGGCUUCUGCACUGAAGAUCUCAAGGCUCCUCUCUCGAUCAUCAUUUUCUUCAAUUUCUCGAGGUGGGAAUGGUUACCUGGGUGCAACACUCUCUAAGUACAGUACUGCGUCUGCCGUUGAAGAACCCAUUAAACCAGGAGUGGAAGUAGAACACACCCAGCUCUUAAUUGAUGGGAAUUUCGUUGAUGCUGCUUCUGGUAAAACUUUUCCAACGUUGGAUCCCAGGACAGGGGAGGUGAUUGCUCAUGUUGCUGAGGGUAACUCUGAAGAUGUUAAUCGAGCAGUUGCAGCUGCGCGCAAAGCAUUUGAUGAAGGGCCGUGGCCUAAAAUGACAGCCUAUGAAAGGCAAAGGAUAAUGUUGCGUGCUGCUGAUCUGAUUGAAAAGCAUAAUGAUGACAUUGCAGCACUUGAGACUUGGGAUAAUGGGAAGACAUAUGAACAAUCUGCUCAGAUUGAAAUUCCGAUGCUGGUUCGCCUAUUUCGUUAUUAUGCUGGUUGGGCAGAUAAGAUUCAUGGUCUCACAAUCCCAGCUGAUGGGCCUCAUCAUGUGCAAACAUUGCACGAACCCAUUGGUGUUGCCGGUCAGAUCAUUCCUUGGAACUUCCCUCUUCUCAUGUUUGCUUGGAAGGUGGGACCAGCAUUGGCCUGUGGCAACACUAUUGUUCUGAAAACAGCUGAGCAGACACCAUUAUCUGCUUUGUAUGUAGCAAAACUACUUCAUGAGGCUGGACUUCCUUCUGGUGUUUUGAAUGUAGUAUCUGGCUUUGGUCCUACUGCCGGUGCUGCUCUUGCUAGUCACAUGGAUGUGGAUAAGCUCGCUUUUACUGGUUCAACUGACACUGGAAAAGCCGUCCUUGAAUUGGCAGCAAGAAGCAAUCUUAAACCUGUAACCUUGGAGCUUGGUGGGAAAUCCCCCUUUAUUGUAUGUGAAGAUGCUGAUAUAGAUCAGGCUGUUGAGCUAGCACACUUUGCCUUAUUCUUUAAUCAGGGACAAUGUUGCUGUGCCGGGUCUCGAACAUUUGUUCAUGAGCGCAUAUAUGAUGAGUUCGUACAUAAAGCAAAGGCUCGUGCAGCGAAACGUGCUGUUGGCGAUCCAUUCAAGGGGGGAAUAGAGCAAGGUCCUCAGAUUGAUUCAGACCAAUUUGAGAAAAUACUGAAGUAUAUUAGAUCCGGUGUUCAAAAUGGGGCUACCCUUGAAACUGGGGGAGAUAGACUUGGUGACAAAGGCUUCUAUAUUCAGCCUACUGUCUUCUCAAAUGUCCAGGAUGACAUGGUGAUUGCAAAGGAAGAGAUCUUUGGUCCAGUGCAAACCAUAUUAAAGUUCAAGGACCUUCGUGAGGUAAUUCAAAGAGCAAAUAACACACGUUAUGGCCUUGCAGCUGGGAUCUUCACAAAAGACAUAGACACUGCAAAUACAUUGACUCGAGCAUUGAAGGUUGGAACAGUGUGGGUAAAUUGCUUUGAUACAUUUGAUGCUGCAAUUCCCUUUGGUGGAUACAAGAUGAGUGGACAGGGUAGAGAAAAAGGAGAGUACAGUCUUAAGAACUACUUGCAAGUGAAGGCUGUUGUUACGCCCUUGAAGAACCCAGCAUGGCUUUGAGCAUUAGUAGUAAAAGGGCUGGUGAUAAUGAUGACAAUUUUUAAAAUUAAUAACAUCUUUGUUUAUUUGUCACCUACAUAUUUGUCAUUUUGUACCAAAAAACCUACAUAUUUGUCAUUGUUGAUUUUUGUAUUUCGGAUGCUUGAAUAAUUGAUGUAGGGUGUUUUUAAA
Molecule: messenger RNA, 1865 nt
Organism: Lotus japonicus
Lineage: Eukaryota; Viridiplantae; Streptophyta; Magnoliopsida; Fabales; Fabaceae
Product: benzaldehyde dehydrogenase, mitochondrial-like
Exons: 11
Coding region: 93-1694 (533 amino acids)
Molecular function (GO): aldehyde dehydrogenase (NAD+) activity
Source: RefSeq, a predicted model, not a curated record